AUUUCUGAGAUUACACGUUUUGUUAAUAACGGUUCAGAGCAGCCCUAAAUAGAUUUGUUAUUUUUACUUUUUAUAAACUACGCCAUCAAAUGCAACACUAGAAUGCCCAAGUCGGACACACUCCCUUUGCCUCUUUUGCACACAAAACCGCGCGCACACGCACCACCUUCGUGUUUCAUCUAUUCCUUCCCGAGACGACUGAGAUCUUCUAUGAGCCCAUCGUUCGGGACGUUUUUAAGGAUUUUCAUUAACAGACGAAGCAUUGAUACCGUCAAGGACAUAUGGGUAGCAAGCCUAGAAUGCUGCAAAGCAAUGAGACCGAAGAAUCAGUCCUGUAAUGUAAAGAUACAACCAACUACAGAACGUUAUAUUACGACAUCCUCAAGCGCUGCACAGGUUGCAGAAUCUUCCCGAAAUCGUGCAGCCCUUAGAAAUAAUAUAGGCUAAUAUUUAUGUUGUCCUAUUGUACCUUGUUGCGAGGAUUCUGCUGGAAUUGAAGCUGCAGACUUCGCGUGGGACGUUUGUAUUUGAUCUCUGCGGGUUAUUCUCCCCUACGAAGACCAGGGAUUACUUCUGUACGCGGAUAAAUGGAUAUGGAAUAAUAAUAAUAACAACACGUCGACGAGAUGACCAGGAGUUGAACUGCAGUGCUGCAUAAGCUAUAACUUUUCUGGGGGUGGGGGGGUUGGCAGUUUCGCUUCGAAAUGGAUGAGUUUCAUCCAUUCAUUGAGGCCCUACUGCCGCAUGUGCGUGCCUUCGCCUAUACCUGGUUUAACCUGCAGGCGCGUAAACGCAAGUACUUCAAGAAGCAUGAAAAGAGAAUGACCAAGGACGAAGAGCGGGCAGUGAAGGAUGAGCUACUGGGGGAAAAGCCAGAGGUGAAGCAGAAGUGGGCCUCACGUCUUCUGGCCAAACUUCGCAAGGACAUCCGUCCUGAGUGUCGCGAGGACUUUGUGCUGUCUAUCACGGGGAAGAAGCCUCCCUGCUGUGUCCUUUCCAACCCAGACCAGAAGGGGAAAAUGAGAAGGAUUGAUUGCCUGCGCCAGGCCGACAAGGUUUGGAGGCUGGACCUUGUCAUGGUCAUCCUGUUUAAGGGCAUCCCGCUGGAGAGCACGGAUGGAGAGCGCCUGGUCAAGGCAGGGCCGUGCAACAACCCCAUCCUCUGUGUCCAGCCAAACCACAUCAGUGUCUCAGUCAAGGAGUUAGACCUCUACCUGGCCUACUUCGUACAAGAGAGAGAAUCAGAGCAGAGCAGUAGCCCACGCACAGGUAUUGGCUCGGAUCAGGAGGAUAGCCGAGCGGCCACCAUGGAUGCUCCUGAAUUUCAGGAGAGCUUUGUGACUUCAGGAGUUUUUAAUGUAACAGAGUUGGUGCAAGUAUCCAGAACUCCUGUGGUGACAGGUGCAGGCCCUAACUUCUCUCUUGGGGAGCUGCAGGGGCACCUGGCCUAUGACCUUAACCCUUCAGGGGUGGGGAUGAGGAGAACCCUGCCCAGCACCUCCUCCAGCGGGAGUAAGAGGCACAAGUCUGGCUCCAUGGAGGAUGAUGUUGACACAAGUCCUGGGGGAGAGUACUACACCUCUCCUAACUCCCCCGCAAGCAGCUCCCGCAACUGGCAGGAGGACCUGGAAGGAGGCAUGUCACCUGGGGUAAAGAAGACAGAGAUGGACAGCCCUUCUCCUCAGGAGAGCUCCCCUCGCCUCGGCUUCACACAACACCACCGGCCCGUCAUCGCAGUGCACAGUGGGAUCUCUCGGAGUCCGCACCCCUCCUCGUCUUUGCACUUCCCCACCACCUCCAUCCUGCCCCAGUCCACCUCCUAUUUUCCCCACACUGCCAUCCGCUACCCACCACACUUAAGCUCACAAGACCCGCUGAAGGACCUGGUCUCCUUGGCCUGUGACCCGUCCAACCAGCAGCCCAGCCCUGUGAGUCCAGCCCAUCUAACAACUCUAACUAGGGCCCAGAGUUUGUCCUGGUCAGGUCAUGUGUUGAAUGGUAGUGGUCAAGUUAAGGUGCCCAGUCACUACAUCUCCUCCCAGAUGCUGGCACCUCCACCGCCCCCCGGCAUGCCCCGUCUGACGCUGCCCUCCGACUCCAAGUCUAGCACCACCACCUCUGACGGGGGAACCAACUCCCCCACGUCACCCAGUAAGUGGGCCGCUGCAUACUCAGCACCUGGGACGCCCCCUGCCAACCGCUCCUUUGUGGGGAUUGGACCUCGAGACCCUGGUGGACUUUACCAAGCACAGUCUUGGUACCUGGGGAACUAAACAAAAGUCUACGUGAAAGGGGCAUGGACAAAUGGAUUUGAGAUUCUACACUUUUUGUGGAAUAAGGAAAAUUGUAAACAAGAUGCAAGAGGGAAAAUGUAUAUAUAUACAGUAUAUAUACGGUAUAUAGUAUAUAUAUGGUAUGUAUAUAUACAUAUAUAUGUGCAUAUAUAGUUAUAUAUGUAUAUCAACAUUAAAGAUGCUUCAACAAAACUUUAUGGAAUAAAAGACUGCGGAAGAGAGAGUGAGGCCCAGGACAGAAAGAAGAAAAAAGAGAAGAGGAUGUUUGGGCAGCCAAAACGAACUACGGGGCAGAGACAAAUGACCCCCCCUCCCCCCGCUACAGGUGCUGCUUGCUCAUAUAUGCAAAAUAAGUAUCCUUUAUUUUCUUAAUCAACAAGAAAGAGGAGAAUCCAGUUUGAUUUGUUUCACUUUUCCACACUUCUUUAUAAGUAAGGAUGGGAGGCUGGUCAGACACGGUCAAAACCUCCCUUUACCCAGAGUUUAAAUAUACUUUUCAUUCAGUUUUAUUGACAAUCACGUAUCUGUCAGUUACUUUUUUGAAAGAGGGGGAUCCUUUUAAGAUUUCAUUUAACACAGUACAUUUUCUAUAUUCCUUUCAAAGCAAUGAUAUUAUUUUCUCUUCUAUGGGGCACAGUGAUAGUAGGUACACACAAUCAAAAGGGUCAGGCUUUAGACCGGUAGAAAUCACUAGGAGCAGACAGUUAACGAUCUGUGUUAAUCUUCAUGAUAGCUGAGCGUGAGGCCCUUUUGUGCCUGUCAAACUGUUUGUGUAGACAUGUUUGUGUGCGCACAUGAUUCAAACAUCAUGAUAUCCUCUUCCUGUCCCUGCCCCACUCCUGAGACAAUAUUGCAUAAUGUUUUGAUUCAUGUAGUCAACAGCUGUUUAUUCUGCGAAGCGACAAAGGGAGUAAACGUGUUCUGUCACUACUGAGACAGUAUUGGGUUUUAGAGGAUUCUUUUUUUAUGUUUGUAUGUGCUAGUUUAAAUUGCAUUGGACAUUACAGGCAUUGCACUAUUAAGUCAUAUUUUUCCUUUUUAAUUGCCAUCUUUUGGCCUAAGCAUAUGAAACGCAGCAAGACAGAGGUAGAUCUUAGGAUAUUGUUUUAGAGUGUUUUGUGUUAUUUGGUAGCAGGGUACAUGUGCUAUGAUUUUUGGCUUUCUUGAGCUUUUGAUUAGGAUCAGAAAAAUCUAACCCUAUCGUUUUUUUGAUUUGGUCACCUAGAGGAGGUUUCCUUGUGUAUGUUGAGGUACAGGGAAUCCAGACAGGUUUAGGUUAUCACACCAUUUUGGCUCUUGUUCGGCAUUCUGUGUAUCUUAGUCAUCUUUAUAAUUUUACUCAUGCUGUCUUUAUAUAAUCAAAAACGAAAGUAAUUUAUGAUUGUCUUUUUUAAGCAGAUCACAGACUUUGAGAAUGUGAAUGAUUUAAUCAUUAGAUAUGUGGCUAUAAAGGUAAUUAUUGAUAGUGCACCCUCUGGCCCCAGACUACUUGUUGCUAGGCCAACAUCAAUGCAUGUUUCCAUUUGUGCAUAUGGCAUGAUUCUGGCUCAUUGAUGAGAGGUGACUGACUAACCAGCAUUGUCCAUCACCAGGCUUUUUUGCCACACAUUUCUUUACUGGUUUUGGCCCUGUCUCGUUUCUGAUGCAACGCAAAGUUUUUGACAAACUUUGUUGCAUUAUGUUUUGGGAUGAAUGCUGAUUCAUAUUAAUACAUUGAAAACAACAUCAGGGCUUGAGACUGCUCAACCAAACCCAAACCAUGUAUACAGCCAUGAAAAGUGCCUAAGACAUUAGCAAGUUAUUUCAUUUCUUUGUAUUUUUGUUUUUGCUUAUUUGAAGUACUGCAAGCCUCAAUGAGCUCUAGGCAACACAACAGAAGGGGUUGGAAAGAGAUGUCUGAUGCACAGAGGGCUGGAAGAUACAGAGAGCUCAAAGCCCCAACCCGUCUCAAGCCAAAUACACCGUCCAUGUGUUUUUCUGAGCACAGGCUUCUUGGUUGUCGGCUGGGGACAAGCCAAGGAAUGACACAACCAUAAAAUCCUGUUAUCAGCAAUGGCAUAAUUAAAUCAACAUAUCAAAGCUAUAUAUACAUAUAAAACUGUAUAUAUAGAUGCAGAUAUUUCUCAUCAAGACAGAAACACUUCUACGGAAUAAUGUCCAUACACGCUGGUUAUGAAAAGCUAACCAUUAAAUAAGGCUUUGCAAUGGCAAACUUAAUUUGUGGUGAGUGUUACAAUUCACAUCUGUUAUUUAUGAACAAAAUACUUACAAUGACUUGUUUUAAAGGUGCUGAUUCAAAAAUACUGAUAUAUAUUAAUGCAUGGUGCUUUCAAAAGAAAGUCAUGAGAUUCUAGCUCUUGACCACCAUAAUGCUGACUUCGGUGCAUGGCAGAAACUCUUACUACCCUUCUAAAGCUGACUGCCCAUCCCCCUGUCCCCCAUAGCCCCACUUCCCUUUGAUCUAUGGAACAGAGAGCAAAUAACCCAUAGUACUGGUGGGUUCUUCUUACCUUUUUACCUAUUUGUUUUGGAUUUUUAUUCCAUAUUGUUAACUUCUAUUUUGCACGAUAUUUUAUAUAACACAUUAUGUGCCUUGCCUUUAGUUAAGAACAAUAAUACACGAUACAAAUAAUGUCAAUUCAUUUCUCUUUUGGUAUAACCAGUAACACUGCAAAAAAGACAAAAAACAUUGCUGCAUGUUUGAUUGCUUGUCAUUAUACAGUUUAGAUGAUUACAGUAGUAGAUACAAGUAGUGACAUAUUGGGAUUUUUGAGAUGGGGUCUUUAUACCCUUUUCCCUUCUGUGGUUAUAAUUCAGUAGUAUUUGUCUUUCCAUCACAUGGAACCCUUGCUGCAUUUGAAUCUUGUUCAUUUCUUUGUUUGUAUUGACUAUUGUUUUUUUCCCUCUCGUUAUGUCUUCCAGCUUGGUGUAAUAUGUGAAAUAUGCAAUUCUUCUUUUCUCUGCUCAGCAUUUGCUGAAGUUGUAUUUUGAUCCCUUUUUAAAGCUACUUUUUAAUGAUAAAGAAUGUGCAGUAAGAAUUAGAGAAAGGUUCUGAUUCAUGAUGGAUUUUCCCCUUUUGGUUAAGUUGAUCAACUCUGCGACUGGAUGUCAGGGCUAGAAAGGGCAGAGAACUGUGAGGGUUGUGUUGAAGGUGACCAGUGAUCGGGCUCCUAAUAUGGAACAAAGCUGUGAAGCACUGAGCUGAGCUAACAUUUCCCCCAGCACUAUGGGAACUUCUGCCCCUGCAGACACUAUUUUUGGCACCAAAUGACUAGUGCUGAAUAUGGGGUACAUUUAGUGCCCCUACUUUGUUACAUUACAGUAGGUGUAAUUCACCUGUAUACAUAAGCAAGUCCAAGCACUUUAAAACCGUUCCAAAAGCAACAUCAGAAAAUAAUGAAUCAAUCCAUAUAUUAGGACAAGAACAACCAUGCGGAAUUGUUUAGGUUCAGCUGACAUUUUACACACAACAUUUUUUAAAUAGAAUGUUUUUUUAUUAUGUAAUGUGUCAAUGAUCAGCAGAGCACAGUGCUUCACACCUCUGUUUAUGUGUAUGUUUGUGUAUAAGAGCAGAAGAGAGAGAGAGAGAGACAGUUAUUGCGAGUGCAUGUUUGGCUAGGUAUUCUCACCUACCAUGGUACUUUCCGGUUCUCAGAUUGCACAUGCAUAGAUCUCACUCUCUACCUCAUUGCUAUCAUCUAAUGGCAAAACAGACAGAGGUUGCGGUUUGUAGGGGAAAGGAGCAUAUACAAUAAGGAUAACAUUGGAGGACAGAAAAUGAAAGGAGAGUGAGAUGAAAAUAUGGGUUAUUUGAGGAAUCUGAGGAAAUUGCCUAAUGGGAGUAGAAAUGUGAUACACAAUAAAAGAAUGCUGUGAGAUGCAAUUAUUACAUUUAAAACCUCCUCUCCCAGUUGUAUAACUUGAUAAGCAAUCUGUGAUUAAGAUUUACAUUUUUGCAUCUCACUGCAUUUUCCAUGGGGUUAGGGAGUCAAAUUUAUUCACUGGGAAUAUGCAAAAUAUCUGGAUGGUAUUUUAGUAAAUGAUCAAAAAUCUAUUAAAAACAUUUCAUAACACUGGUUACAAUAGAAUGUUAAGCUUUAUGUACCAUGUGUAGAUUAUAAUUUUCAUGGUGAUUUAGUGUUUAGUGGAAUUGUUUUGCUUCUCCUCAUUUAGGUCCAUUGUGUGGAAUAUACAAAUCCAACUUAUGUUGUUUUGAAUAUUAGCCCUAUACUUCAGAAGUAUAGACUGACCUAGUCAGAAUCAAUGUAUAAAGAAUGAAAAAAAAUCUAAAUCUGUUCAUAGCUGACUUGCCGAGUAAAAAAGAAAAAAAUAUAUUUUACUGAAAUAUGCCAAGAUGCUUCAUUAGUUUUUUUUUCUUAAUUAGAGGGCAGAUUAUAAUUUAUAAUUUCUUACUGUGUAGUGUAAUGGGAGUAUAUUGAAUAUGAGAGGAUAUUGUGUAUUUUUUUUCAGCAGGGUCAGAAAAGGCCAUGUGAAAGUUUGUUAUGCAGUGUACAGUAUUGUUUCUGCAAUGGAUAUUGCAAUGCUGGUAGCUAUUAAGAUUUUGCUGGUAGCUAUUGAGAGUUCAAGUAAAAUGGCAGAACAAGAGGUAUUGUUUACAUGCCCAUUUUAAGAUCUUGGCGUUGGCGGUUUAUUUGUCCCGGUCCAAAGUCCCAGGUUGAAGUGGAGUGCUGUAGCAAAGGCAUUCCAUCAAAUCCAUAAGAUUCACAAGCAAACAAAAUGCUGCCAUCAUUCAGCAAGCAAUUUUCUAUUUGUUAAACAGGACAUGUGGUGAGGCAAGCGCCUGCUCCUGGUUGAGGAAUGCCCACUGUAUGCGUUACAGCCAUGGGUUCUAUCAUGCACUUAGUGAAGGCCAACUGGCAUGUUAACCUUACACAACGUACAGUCAGUAGGCUAGUUGGAGGACAAGGCCCGUAAUAAACUCAUUCCACUUGCCUCCUAGUUUAAAAUUUCCCAUUCCCCUUACUGUUCUAGUUAUGAAGGCUCCAAAGUACACACAUUUGGUAGCACUGGACAAAGCCUAAUCUUACUGUAUCAUACUAGGGCAUUUAAAAAUAUGAAGUUAUUUUGAAUAUUGGUGGAAAUAUUUCCCCUCCUUUUCGAACAGUGCAGCAGCAGUAGUGUACGCUGGAGCCUCAUGACAUGUCCUGUGAAGAUUUGCACUGCUCCACACUCACCUCUCCAGUUCAGUUGACCCUCCAGCCUGGGUCUGACUAGGGCACAUAGGGACAGGGGUCCGACGCCACCGUAGUCUAGCCAGCACAGUUGUUUUGCAAUAGGUCUUCAGCACACCGUCUUAUUUUUUCCAUUUGCUUUUUGUUACUAAACUCAGCUAUACAGUAUAUAUUAUUAUGACACAGACAGAUGCUUUUUUUGAGGAGGGUGUUAUCCCCAUACACUUUUUAAAGUGGCCACAGGUGAUGGUUGGACUUACUCUGGAAUACAUUUAAUAUGAUUUCACUAUUUUACACAUUUAUAUUAGAUGGUGCCUCACACUGAAAACAGAAAAUGUCCAUUAAGAAAAUCUAAUUCUUGGUUUGGUUUUCUUCAGUACAGUCAUUACAAACUUCUGUUAACUUUAGCCACUGCUAGCUAAAACUCACACUCCCCCCAUUACUUCCAUGGGUUUUUAGCUGCUUAUCUGUAAUGCUUUUAAUGGCUGUUACAAAAAUGACCAUGGAUUGCAGUUUCUCUUGGCCCAUAAACCUCUUUCAGGGUAAGGAACUAUCUAACUUGCAGUUGUAAAGUUGUGAAAUUCUCAUUGAAUAUGCAUUAAAUACUAAUGCAUGUAAAACAUUAUCUUCUUUUGAAACCCUUACUAAUAUUUAUGUAGUGAUUAUUAUAUUGUGAUUAUUGUAGGAUUAUUAAAUUUCGGACACAUUAGGCCUAUCCUGUGUAUAAAUGCUUACAGUAGCCUAAAUCACUGAGAAUGAAAAAGGCAAAAUGUAUAUAAUUUUUCUUCUUCUGUUUUGUAUAAGAAAGUGCGUGUUUGUUUCUGUUUGUUUAAAUUUAGUUGUCAUAAGCUUGUGGCCAAGCCACAAAAUAUAAGACUUUCUUCUUAGAGAUCUGCUGUGGGUGGUGUGAGCUCACCACCGAUGCUGCAUGUCUUUUUUUAAGAAGGUAUCUGUAUUUGGGAUUAUCAACCAUGAAACUUGGACUUCGGUAAUUUCAGCAUCACUUGUCGUCAUUUUAAACAAGCCAAAAGCUUCAGUAAGCCUCAAGGGGAUAUGCAAAUUCCAUUGCCAUUUAUUUUUCAUUUAUUCCAUAAUUCAUUUGCAAUACCAGUUCUGCACUUCUUUUUAUUUUAACUUUUGUUGUGCAAGCUUCAAGAUCUCAAACAAUCAAUCUCCAUCUAUAUGGAAGUUUGCACUAGAUAACCUGGUAUUUUUUUAGGAAACUUUUACAAAUGUGCAUCUCUGGAAAUAUUUCCGAAGCUCAACCUUAGUAAUGCUGAGUGUGAGAGAGAGAUAAAGUGAGAAAACAGCUGCUUGUAACAACCUAAGAAUAUUGUUUGCCAUACUAUGCCCCUUUUAACGUUGACAGAACGAAGUGACUGUAUGACUUGAACAUCCACUCAUUUUUCGACAUCCAUUGGGGAUGUUGAAUUAGAUUGUGUAAUUCAAGCUUGUAAAAGUAUCAGAUCAGUCCUACAAAAUCAAUGACAGGGCUGACAGUCAGAUAAUUUUUGCCGGAGUCCAUUCAAGCUGUGUGGCUGCAGUCAUUGUGUUUGUUUUGUCUGAGGGUUUGGUCAGGAAAGGCAUGUGUACAGAUGAAGCACAGUCCUCUUGAAGUGCUGGUGUGAGGCCCCACACUGCUUUGAGUGCCUUUCUUCUAGCAGGCCGCAUUGUUGUGAACAAUACUAGUUCUACUCAAGAUUGCACUGCUCUACUCAACCCGGAGACUGGCUUCUGAUAUGAUGUACGGUUAUGGGAGGUGUGCGUGUGUGUGUGUGCGUGCGUGUGUGUGUGUGUGUGUGGUAGCAUGCAGGUAGUAUCAGCUUGUAAAAAAAGAAGAGAAGUCUUACACAUGGUAACACCACAACUCUGAAGAUUGACUAAGGUUAUUUACUAUACUGGCCCUAGAUUUCCUUCACACGUUUUAAAUGUACAAUAUAUUUAGAUUUGAAAUAUUGGUUUUAUAGUCUGUGCAACUAUUAAUUUGAAGAAAUAUGAUUUCUCCCUAUGCAAUUAAGGGCUGGUAUACUGUCAGGGUAAAGACCUGGAAAUCAGAUACUUCUAAAUAUUUAUUCAUAAAUAGUUACCAUUAGCAAUUCCUGUUUAACUCUCAAGUAAAUUUUGUCAAAAAGCUGAAAUAAAAUCAGUCAUAAGUGUAGGAAAUUCAGAGUUGUUUGUGAAAUCUUUUGGAAAAUAAGUAGAUAAGGAUCCGAUCAAAUUUCAGAAGUUAUGAUUUUACUUUAAUUGUAUUCUCUUUUUUCUUUCCUCCUGUAUAAUCCAUUAGUGUUGUUUUGAAUACAAGCUGAGGUAAGCAGUCCCCAUAAUCUUUUUGUUACUGUAUGAAGAUACAUUAAGCACAGAAUGAAGGCCAGCAACAACUUUCAGACAGGUGUCUCAACAACUUAUUUGUGUUAAAAUGUGCUUAUGUAACCGUUUUUCUUCUAAUUUUGGGUCUCGUUAUUUUAUUUUCAACAAACCAGCAGGUAAAAAAGCUAAACUUACAUUAUGUGAAUACUGAAUACCAAAAACAAUUUCAACAAGCAGUGCCUGUCAUUUUACUGCAAGUUUUAUUUCAUUUAUUUUCUGCCAUUGCCCUUUUCAAGCUCCGAUGUACAACAUUUUUGUACUUUAAGCAGCUGGGGUCAUUCUGACUUUGUGUGGGACUAUGUUUCAUGCCUGAGCCCAACACUCAAAAUGGCUUCUGCUACUAGUUUUCCACAUAAACUGUCACAGUAGGUCCUUCGAUACUGGAAGGUAAAGGGCACCCACUGGCCAAUGGCACUGAUCAUUGGCUGUGGAGGUGAAAAGCCAUACAAACCAAGUGCAGUUAUGGAGAUCUGUUUGUAUUAUUAAUAAUCCAUAUCACAGAUUCAUUGACAUGUAAAAACCGGGAAGCCCCCCCCCCACACACACACACACACUCAUAGUGGGAUGAACAAGGCAACAUUUUAUUUCCUCAAGUGAUCUUUAACUGCUUAAGUCCACUUGGUGCCCCAACCCUUUCUUGACAAUUGAUUUAUUUAAAUAUUUCUUUGCAUGUAUGUUGAUUAAUUCUUUAAGCAUGCUGUUUUCUCAGCGGGACGAAGAUUGAUUAGUUGGGUGGAGAAAGGAAGCGAUAAAGAUUUUUCUCAGAGAGCAUUCUUAUGCAGUGUUACAUUUUAAGGAUUUUUGUUUUUCUCAUUAUUCUUUACAAAUAUUACCAUAAUAGUUAUUCAUUAAUCGCUUGCUUGCUGCACAGACAUGCACACUUCACACCAGGAAAGAGCAUGUGGAGAUUUAGUUCUGACACAUCUGGUAGAAUAGAGCAGAAAACAGCUUCAUAGCACACAUGGAUCACUUUGAACUGCUUGUGAUUAUAUUUUAUUUUUUGAAACUUUUAAUAAAAAAGUAUCAGCAAAUGUCGGUAAUAACUUUUCUGCUAAUUAUGUGAACAGACUCUCGUACAGGAUAACUAAAUUUGCCAUGUGUUUUUGAACUGGUGUGGGGGAAAUUUACAGCUUUGACAAUAUUUCAUUAUAACAUUGUAUUCAGCCAUCGCUGUUAGCAAUUGCUCAUAAAUACAUUACUGGAAGUGAGUAUGUUUCCCUAUGCAAAAAAAAUAUAAAAAGAAUAAACAAGCUAUGCUACAACUCA
This is a messenger RNA of Esox lucius (northern pike), 11119 nucleotides long. RefSeq names its product nuclear factor I/C (gene nfic). Gene Ontology annotation, biological process: regulation of transcription by RNA polymerase II. The record is from RefSeq and is a predicted model, not a curated record. NCBI's taxonomy places the organism in Eukaryota, Metazoa, Chordata, Actinopteri, Esociformes, Esocidae. The transcript is spliced from 11 exons. Gene Ontology annotation, molecular function: RNA polymerase II cis-regulatory region sequence-specific DNA binding; DNA-binding transcription factor activity, RNA polymerase II-specific. Gene Ontology annotation, cellular component: nucleus. The coding region runs from base 705 to 2273 and encodes 522 amino acids.